Messenger RNA from Paramisgurnus dabryanus, 4301 nucleotides. The record is from RefSeq and is a predicted model, not a curated record. NCBI's taxonomy places the organism in Eukaryota, Metazoa, Chordata, Actinopteri, Cypriniformes, Cobitidae.
CACAUUUCCUACUCGUGCCGAGUAAAUGCAGACACACAGCCUACAGUACGUGAACUUUUCAUGAUCACCUAUUUUACAUAUAUCUUUAUAUUGUUUACAAAAUAAAGAGCAGGAGAAGAGGCUGCGAUGUCUGUCAUGAGAAUUUGAUCUCCAUCACCUCGUUUGGCUGUUGCUAUCAGUGCUGAUCCACACAUAGUGAUGUUGCAGUUGUGUGUGCGUUGCCUGGUUCUGCUGUUUGGGGUGCAGUUUGUUUUGGCGCAACUGAAUGAUCUUGAUGAAGAGGAAGAAGAAAAGGGAAACAAAAGAAGCAAAAACAAGCCUAUCACCUCUAAUAUCAUCCCAAAAAACAACGAUGUGGAGUGUAAUUUGGAGCUUGCGUUUUUAGUGGACAGCUCAGAGAGCGCUAAAGACAGCCACACUCAAGAAAAACGUUUCGUUACUGACCUCGUCGACCGGAUUCAGAACGUCCGUCUUCAAACUGGACAAAGUCUGAACUUCAGAAGUGCCGUCCUGCAGUACAGCAGUCAUGUGAUCACUGAGCAAUCCUUCAGACAAUGGAAGGGUGUGGCCACCUUUCACGAUCACAUCGCACCCAUUCCCUACAUCGGGCACGGUACCUACACCACCUAUGCCAUCACCAACCUUACCCGUAUGUUCCUGGAGGAAUCUGGCCCUGACACAAUGAAGAUAGCCAUCCUGCUGUUCGAUGGCUUGUGGCAUCCCAAAAACCCUGACAUAUUUUCCGCUUUAACUGAUGCCAAAAACCAAGGGAUUCAAUUCUUCACAAUAGGUUUUACAGCUGCGGCCAAAAUGGAAGAGCUGCGACGACUGGCCAGUCCUCCGGCCACCCGCUACGUUCACAACCUACAGGACCGUGGUGUCGUGGACAAAAUUGUCAAAGAGAUUACCGAGGUGGCGAAUGAAGUGUGUUCAAUUUCCAAAAACUGCACAUGUGAGAAAGGAGAGAAAGGAACCAGUGGAUCCCCUGGUAAGAAGGGUCGGCCUGGUGAAGAUGGAAGUCCAGGAGCCAAAGGACAAAAGGGGGAGAGCGGGUCUAGUGGUUUUCCUGGACGAGACGGUACCGAGGGGAAACCUGGUUACAAAGGAGAGAAGGGUGAGAGAGGAGAAUGUGGACCACCAGGAAUUAAAGGAGACAGAGGUCCUGAGGGUCCCGUUGGCAACAGAGGAAGUCGAGGACUGCAGGGUUCGCCUGGACCUAAUGGGGACACCGGUCCUGAGGGUCCUCCUGGCAAUAAAGGGGAGAGAGGCUUUCCUGGACCACCGGGAAUUCAGGGUGAUACUGGAAUUGGCCUUCCUGGACCAAAGGGUGAUGUGGGGUUGCAAGGCAGAAUGGGUCCACCUGGUUCUCCUGGGAUUGGCGAGCCAGGCCUACCGGGUAUACAGGGGCCUCAGGGUUUGCCAGGAGAGAAAGGACAUCCAGGAGAAGGUUUUCCAGGGCCAAAGGGUGAGAGGGGCCUGGAGGGCUCGAAGGGACCAAGAGGGCCAAUAGGUCCAGGUAUUAAAGGAGAUAAGGGUGAUUGUGGUCCUCCUGGCCCUCCAGGACAAGUGGGGCUUCCUGGCACAGGAAUCCAAGGAGAGAAGGGGGUGGAAGGACCACGUGGACCCCCUGGAAGCAGAGGACCACAGGGUGAGGGUUACCCCGGACCGAAGGGCGAUCAAGGUUUACCAGGUGAGACUGGCACACCAGGAGAAAGAGGAGCAGGUGACCAGGGUCCAAAAGGAGAACCUGGGGCUUCUGGGUUGUCAGGAUUACCGGGUUUGCCUGGGGAGGAUGGCGCUCCAGGACAGAAGGGAGAACCGGGGGCGCCUGGGUUGAGAGGCCCUGAGGGAGCAGGAGGAGUGGGCAUCCAGGGUGAAAAAGGUGAUCAGGGUCAACGGGGAAUCCGUGGGUUAGCAGGACCGCCGGGAAUACCUGGACCCUCUGGGCCAAAGGGUGAACCCGGCACUCUUGGCCGACAGGGUUUACCUGGACUUCCGGGACGUGCAAUACCAGGACCAAAGGGUGAUGUAGGUCCACCAGGUCCGACCGGUCCAGUAGGAGAGACUGGAUAUGGAUUUCCAGGGCCAAAGGGUGAUCGUGGUGAGCCGGGUCCUCCUGGUCUGAGCGGUCCAAAAGGUGAAGGCUAUCCUGGUCCAGAGGGUGCUCGGGGUCCACCUGGCCUUCAGGGAGAAUCUGGUCCAGAGGGGAUUGGCUCACCAGGACCAAAGGGUGACAUUGGAUUCAGAGGUUUGCCCGGCCCACCAGGACAGCCAGGAGAAGGACUACAAGGACCACCUGGUACAAUGGGAAGGCCAGGACCUCCUGGGCCUACUGGACCACCCGGACAAGGCUUACAGGGUCCAAAGGGAGAUCAGGGGUCACAGGGUGUGGCAGGACCGAGGGGACUUCCUGGAGAAGGAUUCUCAGGGUCAAAGGGUGAUCGUGGAUUUCCAGGUGAGAGAGGAGGGAAGGGGAUCAAAGGUGACAUGGGUGAUCCUGGUGUUCCUGGACAGUCAGGUAGACCAGGCAUUAAAGGGGAGGCAGGGCUAACGAGGGAAGAAAUAAUCAAGAUGAUAAGGGAGAUUUGUGGCUGUGGUGUUAGAUGUAAAGAAAGCCCUAUGGAGCUCGUGUUUGUGAUUGACAGCUCGGAGAGCGUCGGGCCUGACAACUUCAAGAUCAUAAAAGAUUUUGUGGCGGCUUUAGUCGACAGACUCACCGUGGGCCGAAACGCCACCAGAGUUGGCCUCGUUCUGUACAGCCUGGAGGUACAGCUUGUGUUUAACCUCGCGCGCUACGUUUCCAAACAGGACAUUAAACAGGCCAUAUACAGGGUUCCUUACAUGGGCGAGGGCACGUACACGGGUUCUGCCAUUCGUAGAGCUACUCAGGAAGCGUUCUACAGCGCCAGGACCGGGGUGAGGAAGGUCGCCAUUGUCAUCACCGACGGCCAAACCGAUAAGCGGGAACCGGUGAAGCUGGACAUUGCUGUUAGAGAGGCGCACGCGGCCAACAUCGAGAUGUAUGCUUUGGGAAUCGUUAACACCAGCGAUCCGACGCAUGUCGAGUUCCUGCAGGAGCUUAAUCUGAUUGCUUCGGACCCUGACAGUGAACACAUGUACUAUAUAGAUGACUUCAACACUUUGCCAGCUCUGGAGUCUAAGCUGGUCAGUCAGCUCUGUGAGGAUGAAAACGGAGUUCUGAUCUUAAAUCGCAUCAAUGGUUACCAAAACGGCCACAGUAUUAAUGGCAACGGCAGAACCAACACACAUAAAGGCACCAGAGAGAACACCGAAACAACACGCUCUGAAAUAAAACCUGUCACUCAUGAAAGUGGGAUGGGUUAUACAUUUGCCCCACCCACUGUCGUUCCAGACAUUACUGAGGACUUGGAGCUUUUUACCAAGAAACCAAACACACGGAGUUCAGAGGAGAACAGAGGUCGAGGAGACACCCCAACAUUCACUGGGACGUCCACGCAUAGCAGACCUUCGUCAGGGAUGUCAUCAUCAUCAUCGUCAACUGUUAUCACAUCGUCAACCUCUGGGCAAUACAUACCAGCACCGCGGCCACCUUUACCUAAGGAGGUUGUGCUACUGGACCCACGCUGUGGGCUGCUCCUGGAUCAGGGUCCCUGUCGAGAAUAUAACAUCCGCUGGUACUACGAUCGGCAGGCCAACGCCUGCGCGCAGUUCUGGUACGGAGGCUGCAAUGGGAACCGCAAUCGCUUUGAUACAGAAGAGGAGUGCAUGAAGACGUGUGUGCAUGCGAGAGCGGGAGGCUGAAGUUUUCCUAAUCUGCUACUGCAACUGAUAGACCUGCACUGAAAUACACCAAUGCAGCACACAACACAACAGGACCUUUUCAAGACCCUUAGUUGAUUUUUGAUCUUGGACUGAAGGACAGAAAACACUCUGGAGAGGUGAUCAGUCCAUCACAGAACAUUACAACAUAAAAUAAGAUUUGAAUUUUCCAAAAAUCCAACGCAUGCAUUGGAGGACAAAAUGCAAUGAAUGUUCAGAAGUUACACAAUAUACAUACAAUAACACAUACACCGGAUUUCCAUACUGUUAAAUGAAUCAUGCAUUACAUCAUAUCAACACUGUGAUCAUUAUAUAUAUUUAGGCAUUUAGAGGACAAUUUUGUCCAAAGUGAUUUACAAAAAUAAGAAAAAUGACAGAGCUCGUUACUCGUUACUCAGAAAAGUAAUAUUACGUAAUGCACGUUAUGUCUGUCAUUUUGUAUCUAGUUUUUACUUUUAUAAAUAAAUGUUUUUUAUGUGGAUUAAAAACAUGGCUGUUUU